CAGGUGGCAAGAAGGAUAGACUAUACGUCCCUGCUGCCGAUCAGCCCAUGGUGACGUCAUCAGAUGGCUGGAUGCAUCUGCAAGGAGACUUCAGCGCCCCCGAUACACCCCUGCGGUCAACACGACUCUACGUCUCAGGGCCACACCCGAUGGUCAAUUUCCUGGUGGAUUCAGCUUCACUGAAAGUUGCCCCGAAGGCUCCCCAGAACUGGAAGGCAGAUACGAAUCAAGUUAUUGACAGAAUACGCAAAUCCAAUAUCACUAUAAAAAUAACCUGGGACACGUCAGUCGAUCCCAACGCCUUAGAAAUCCAGUUGAAGCAGGUGAAACAUGGCUUUCCGUUUGGAACUGCGGUCAGGGCACAGCAGUAUCUCCAUGGUGACCGUCGCUAUAGUGACUUCAUCAACAAGCAAUACUGUUCUCGAGAACGACCUGAAAUGGCAAAUGAACGCAAGACAUUCUGGAGCUGCCCAUUAUGACACUGCUGUAGAGGCGCUCAACAAACUACGCUCAAAUGGACACCGGGCUAAUGCACACUGCCUUCUGUGGUCCAAGGUGGACAAGGUGCCGCCAUGGGUUCGACCUUUGAGAGGCAACACACUCCGAAAAGCAGUCACACACAGAAUAUCAGAGGCGCUCAAUAAAACAAAAGGACUAGUUGAGCACUGGGACGUGAACAACGAGAUCCUCCAUACCCAGUGGUUCCGGGAGACUCUCCAGGACAGGGACUACAACCUGGAGGUGUUCAGGAUCGCCCACCAGGUGGACCCCAGCAUGAAGCUGUUCUUCAACGAAAACACAGUCACAGCUCGCGGCGGAGAUACCAUGGCAUACCGUGAUAUGGCGAUGCGGUUCAAACAAGCCGGGGUCCCUGUACAUGGUAUGGGUGUCCAGACACACUUCAGGGACCUCACAGCACCAGACCCUUACCUUCUCAAGAAACGUCUAGACCUGCUUGCACAAGUUGGCCUCCCGCUGUGGGUGACCGAGCUGGACUUGUAUUCCCCGGAUGUGAACAAGCGAGCUGAUUGGUACGAGACUGCUCUGAGGUCAUUGUUCGGUCACCCGGCUGUGGACGGCAUCAUGCUGUGGGGGUUCUGGUCCGAGCAGCAGUGGCGUGGGGAACCUGCCUCGUUGGUCAGCGGACCUAACUUCCAGGUUAAUGCAGCUGGACAGAGGUUCUUUGACCUUCUGGAGAAAGAAUGGAUGACAAAUAUGACGACGAAGAUUUCCCAUGCCCACAGACAGAUAGAGGUGCGCGGUUUCCAUGGCGAUUACGAGCUGACGGCGACGUAUCAUGGACGUCCAAUACAAACAAAGGACAACAUUUACUCUGGGAAAAACGGACACUCAUGCAAAACUGCACAUUCCUAGACUGUCCGCUACUAUUAUUGGAUAAAAUAUGAACUUCUUAAAUAAUACGACUGUGGAAUAUCUGCCCAAACCUUUUAUUGAUGUACAUUUAUUGAACAGAAUAAACUACUACCGCACCACCA
Molecule: messenger RNA, 1496 nt
Organism: Haliotis rubra (blacklip abalone)
Lineage: Eukaryota; Metazoa; Mollusca; Gastropoda; Lepetellida; Haliotidae
Product: anti-sigma-I factor RsgI6-like
Exons: 10
Coding region: 331-1374 (347 amino acids)
Biological process (GO): carbohydrate metabolic process
Molecular function (GO): hydrolase activity, hydrolyzing O-glycosyl compounds
Source: RefSeq, a predicted model, not a curated record